Teleopsis dalmanni is the source of this 709-nucleotide messenger RNA. RefSeq names its product receptor expression-enhancing protein 5-like. Lineage: Eukaryota; Metazoa; Arthropoda; Insecta; Diptera; Diopsidae. The transcript is spliced from 3 exons. The annotation marks the transcript as partial. The record is from RefSeq and is a predicted model, not a curated record.
UAUUUCUCUAUAGGUGUUGCAGCAUUUUGUGCUUUUUAUUUGAUAUUUGGUUAUGGCGCUCAACUUCUAUGUAACAUUAUUGGUGUUGUAUAUCCUGCCUAUAUAUCAAUUCAUGCUAUUGAAUCCUCACCAAAAUUGGAUGAUACAAAGUGGCUAACAUAUUGGGUGUGCUAUGGACUUUUAUCGAUUAUUGAAUAUUUUUCAGUUGUAUUGACCCACAUCAUACCAUUCUAUUGGCUGCUUAAGUGCGUUUUCCUAAUCUGGUGCAUGCUUCCAAUCGAGAAAAAUGGUUCAUUUCUUAUUUAUACACACGUUGUUCGUCCAUUCUUCUUAAAACAUCACAAGGCUGCUGAUAAGGCAAUUGAUGACUUUCUUAAUAAAGCCAGGAAUUCCGCAGAAGCUGUAUUAAAGAAAGAAUAAACGUUACAAACACGUCUUCAGUUUCCUAUUUAAUUCGGUGUUUUAUACAAAAAUUUAAGAAGCUUCUUCAACCAUAAUACUUUUGAAAUCUCUCUACACUUUUAUUUUAUCACACCGCAUAAUUGAUUUUAGACACAUUGUUAUAUAAGGAUUUGGGAUCAUAUAUAUUUUUUUAUAUAAAUAACAAAAAUUUUAUGUACUGAAAUAUAUGAAAGUUUGUUUAAUAUGAUCGUUAAAUAAGUGAAUUGUGUUAAUUUUAGUAAUCAAUAAAACAAGAUAUGAAUAAUAA